AUGGGUUUUAUUGGCGGUGGAGAAGAAGUUAAAAAAGCAAUUUUGAAUGGUUUGCACAGUAAUGUAACUCAGCUUGAAAAGCUUUUGAAAACAUCUUGCGGAGGGGAGGGGUGUUGUAAGAAUGUUGAGGCAAUUAAAAACCUUAAUGAUGUCAAUGAUAAACUUAAAAAACACCUUAAAGAUGAAACAAAAACCUCUAAAAAACUUGUUGACAUCCUUUCUGCGUGCAAUUUAAAUGUCCAUGAUGAUCCCUUCAAUAAGCUUCAAGAGCCAAUUAACCAAAAAAUUCAGGAGCUUAAUCAAAGAAUUGAAGAGCUUAAAAGGCUUAAUAAUGAUGAUAAUAAAAGUAAAAAUGCCUCUGAAAUUGACAAGCUUAAUAAGGAUCUUCAGUCUCAUAAUGCUUCCAAGAAGUCUCUUGAGACACUGAAAGGGCUUUGUGAAUAUGCUGAGAAAAUUGAUCAAAAAUCUGAUAACACUAAAAACCUUUUAAAUAACCUCUGUGGAGGUUUAGAAAAGUUUCUCGGCUACCAGGAUGGUAAUUACACCGGAGAAGGAAUUGUGUACUCCGACCUUGACAGGCUGUGUGACGGGGUGAUGUCUUUCCUUCAUGGAGUUUUACAUAACAUUCAUGGCCAUUUAGGCCAGCAUAAAGACACUUUGACUAGCGCACUUACGUCACUUAAAGACACAAAUCUUAAUGGUAUUGCUAAAUACAAGACGGCGAUAGCCGCGGUGGCCGAUGGUGUACAUACAUAUAAUGUGAAUGUGGCAGCGUCGAAUUCUAUCGUGAGCACGCCGAUGAAUGUGUUGAUUAAAUACGUCAGAAAUCGAGGUGAAUUACUUGGUAGCAUUAAUAGGUUUCAGGUGACGGAGGACAUGAAGGAAGAUGUGCUGGAGGCGGCGGAGAAGACAAUGAAAGAGAAAUUGACGGAAUGCCGGCAGAAAGCAGAGACCUUUAACACAGCUUUUAAUCUUCAGCAACAAACAGAUAUGCGUGAUUCUAUUAGUAAUCUGAAUGAGAAAUUGCGUGAAAGUGUACAUGUGGCGUUGAGGGCGGUGAGCCAUGAGACGGAGAGGCUGAAGGCCUUGUCAGGUAAGGAGAGUAAGGACUUUGAUACUAUGCAGGCGAAGAUUAAGAGUGUACUCGAGGAACUUGGGACUUGCGUGAAUAAGAAGAUUAAGGAGGACGUUGAGAAGCUAGUUAAGCAGCUGAAGGAGGGAGUGAAGACCAUUUUGGAUGACCUGAAAAAAAUUGAUAAGCAGCUGAGAGAGUACGUGCAGAAAUUGGAGGAAUGGAUGGAGAGCGCUAAGAAAGACAUCGAUGGGAUAAGGGAGAGAGAUGUCAAGAAGAUACUGGACGAGACGACGGACGGCGUAACAGGUAAGAAGCUUGACAUUGAGGAUGCUGUGAACAAGGAUCUUAAAAAGUGGAAAGAUAAGCUUGAGAGUUAUACAUCGCAGUUUACGCAGUUGACGCAGAAUGUUGAUGCGGCGAUGAAGGCGCUUGGGAGUCAGUUUAGAGAUCUCGCCAGCGGCGGCAGCACACCGCCGGAAAAUAUUGAUAAGAUUUUUGAAAAGAUUAAGACGCAAGUGGGACAGAUUAAAAAUUCUCCAGGAGGCCUCCAUGGAAUCGUUGGUGCCGGUGGCAGUUAUAUAACAAACAUCGUCACACCCCUUAAUACUCUCAACUCCAACGCUGUUAACCUCACCAAAGAGUUCAUCGACGCGCAGGCGGCGGAGCUGGAGAAAAGGAUAGAGAGGCAGUUGGAGAGUAUGCCGGAGAGUGUGCUUAAGGGGCAGAGUGGACACAGUGCGCAAGGUGGGAGUUUGACAAUGCGAUUGGAAGGUUACAAAAGAGAACUUGAGGGAUUAAAAUCGCGGUAUGGAGGUACAAGUCAGAAGACUGACUUUUCGAGUUACAAAUCUCAAUUUGAGAUUACCCGUAACACAGUGGAAACUAUUAUAUCUCAACUUAACUUUGCUUAUCAUAGUGAGAUUAAUAAAGAGUUGUCAACCUUAAGUAACGAGGUUGAACAAAUAAAAUUUCAUUCAACGGUGAAAAACACGGACCAACUCAUGUCUAUCACACUAAAAGUCAAACUUUGCGUCGAAAGGCUGACGCAGCUUUGUCAUAAUGCCGGCGCAAAAAUUGACAAUCGUAGAAUGAGGAAUUCUGGAGAUCCCAAAACUCGACUACAAAAUGUUUUAAGUCAAAUUGCGAACCACAAUGGUUCAAGUACAUUACCUUCGUUGUUACGAUCAGCCCAAAGUGAUCUCUACAAUGCCGUCUCACAAGCUCAAGAUAUCGCCAGGGAACUUGCCAGCCAAAUCCAGCAGCAAAACCCCGACCAACGUGGUGGGUACGGAGGUAGCUACACGGCUUGGCCAGCAGCAUAUGGCCGUAAUAAUUACGGUCUCCAGUCCACCCCCGCGCCCACGCUAAAAGAUCUGCUCGAGAAGUUCGAACAAGAUGUUAAGCAGCAACUUUCAAAAUUGACAACUAACGUCGGCAAGACAUCCGCUGACCGAGACAGCGUCUACAAAGAAUUGAACACCGUUAAAAUCAACGUUGACGGCCUGAACAGUAGUCUCGAAGCGGCGACUGGACAAUCCGCCGGAUCCACUCCCAACCACGCCGCCGAUGUCGACAAGGCCAUCGAGAAACUCAAAGACACCGCCACGGAACUCUCCGCCAAUUAUAUCCCGCAGAAGCUGGAAGGAGUUGCUCAAAAAAUCAAAGAGCAUCUGGAAACCCUGACGAACGCUAUAAAAGAAACAACGCAAGGCGUCAAAAAGAAAUUGGAGAGUCUCAAAAAUGACAAAAUUGGUAACGCUGCAAAUAGCAAGACAAUUAAGCAAAACACUCUGCAAGAACUCCACGCUAAAUUCCACGAGCUGCAAUCCGGUCUGGUGACCAAGGCCCUCAAGGCAGCGCAGGCGUUCGCAGACUAUGCCGACAGGGCCGGCGCAAACAUCAUCGACCCCCUUAAGCAGCACGUCAACAAUGAAGUCAAAAAGGCGCACGACAGUAUCGUGACCCACGCCCGCAAGCAUCACGUCUCCUCCAUUCAGUCCCUCCUCCAGCAGUUUGCCGCCAAGGUUGAGAAGGAGUUGGAGGAGUUGCCCAAGGAAAUUGAUCACGACUUGACAAUUGGGCACAAAGGCUUUAUGGCAAAAUUUGAGAAGCAGUUUGUCAACAACAUUAGAGGAAUUUCCGCAAUUCAGACUACAACUACGCCAGCGGCAAAAUCGAAGGGCAAGCAGAGAUCUCCACUGAGCCAAUCGGCCUCAAAAUUAAAGAUGGCACUUGUGUCAUUUACCAUGAAAUUACAAGUCCAGGAUGACUUCAAGUCUGACUCCGAGAAAAUCAAUGCUUCAAGUGAAGCUCUGUACAACUUACUUACCAACCUGACCACUUCCCAGCACUUCGACGAUGACUUCCGUCAAUAUUUGGAGUCACUCCACAGUGCUGUCACCGCUUUCAAUCCUUCGUCGUACGGCGAAGCCAAGAGCCCUGUGCUACUAAACGCUCUGAAGAAAGGCUUCACGUCCCUUGUCUCCGAACUCCAGAGAGCCUACGUCUCGACAUACUCCCAGAAGACAAUUAACUGGGAUAACAUCGGCCAGGCAGAGAGAGAAAAGUACGCUAAAAUAUGUCUCACUGUAACACCAAUCUUACAUAACACGUUGGAGGAGCUCAAACAAGAGCUUGAGAAAUCCGAGAAUUCAUGGAAAUCACAUGUUAUAUACAAUCCUAAUAAUGUAGAUUCUAGCUUACAUAAAUUAUUCUUCCGUGACCACGGUUACGAUCCUUCUCUUCCAGAAAAUACAGCGCACGGCGAGUUGAACCAUAAGCCAGAGUGCAACGGUUCGCGUAUACUUCAACAUCUUACGAAACAAACACAUACACUGUUUGCAGCCGGCGAGGCCGCUGACGCCUCGGCUCUCCGUACUGCAGAUUCUCCUGAGUUGACAGUCGACGUUGUCCAGGAGGACGGCUUAGUUGAACAACUGUAUGCCUACCAUGAGCAAUACGUUAAGGCAUGCCAUCGCACUAUUACCGAAAAGCCCCGUACGCCGUGUAGUAUAUACGAACAAUUAGCUUGGCUGUCUGGCCUACAAUUUAAUCCUGUAUAUGGUCCACUUUGUGGGUACUUUAAGACAUUGUUUCCUAAGCCUGCAACUCGACAGUCGGAACCGUAUUCUAAUUUCAAUAGCGACGAACUAAGCCUUUCCGCCACUACUCCAUUCAAUGCUAAAACUCUGUCCGACACCCUUCACGAUGUUUGUUCCCGGUCCUAUCCCAUGCUUACCACGAUCCUUGGUAACGGUCACAGUGACGGUGUAUAUGCCGUUCAGUUCUCUAACAACUCCUUCGGCCUAUCAUAUCCCUCUGCUCCAUCACAGUGCUUUGCUCUUCUCGCGGCAAUUCUGAAUAGACUCUAUGAACAGUUGUGUUUCCUACAUCAACGAUGCCGGUAUACAACUCAGUUGAACGGUUGGAAUGACUGCCAUUAUGGCCGGGGAGUAGGCGGAUCAUCGUGGAUCUGCAACGAUAAGCAAUGCCCUGACCAAACAGCUCACCAAAAGUGUACCCAACGGGGUGACCAAAUAUGUGAGCAAAAUGCUAAGUGCGGUUUGAAAUCGCCGUUACAAUCAUUCCUGGAAGAUGGCCUAGUGGGCUUUCUCCCGCAUCCUGUUAGCAACGUUGGCUGCGGAAUUACAUGUUCGCUACCCGGCCACUCCAGCAUGCCCUGUAAAACGCCAAUGGGCUUUAAGAACAUCAGUACUCUAGCAUCGCAUACCCAGAGGGGUGAAUAUAUUUACAGUGUACUUGACGCUUUCUGCGGUCAGUCUAAUAAGCCACUCAGCAAACUUUGUGGUUACAUUACGUGCUUGUCGAACACGCCGCCGAAAUCACUCGGCGAGAUGUUCGCGUUUUAUUACAGAUUUCUUUAUGACUGGGAUAACAAGUUAGCUCCGGAGCGUAUGUUGCAUAGGGAAACAGCAUUUAGGACAGCAGUGCAGGAUGCCAACUUCAAAAAUCCAGACACCACGUUAGAUGUUAAUUCAAUAUUCGCCAACGACAAAUCAAAUACGCAUGUCAACGGCAAUUUGAACUGUCUUAUCAGUUGUGAUCAAUCGCAAGAGUCUGGGAAAAAAUGCGUUUCGGAAGCACAAAAUGGAUCAGCGGCAAAGAGAGUCAGAGGGCGAAGAGGACGUGCAAUGAUUUUGUUGAACAGCUUGGAAAGGCUGUGCGACGGGGUGAUGUCUUUCCUUCAUGGUGUUCUUGAGACUGUGAAAGGUGAUGAAAACGUCACGAAAUAUGAUAACAAUCUUCAGGAGCCUAAAUUGGAUAAACUUCUUAAGGAACUUUCUUCUUCCAUAGGUAAGGGGUCUGUCGCUUUGGGUGAGCAGGUUACUGCGGUGAGUGACUGGCUUGGGAGGUAUGAGAGUGAGGUGAACAGUAAAACUGAUGAGGUAAAAAAUCCUAUUAAAUUUCUAAAAGAUAGGAUUGGAGGUGACAAAAAUCUCAUUGAAGGAGAAAAUGAGAGAGAUCUUUCCCUGCAGAUUUAUUUUUGGGGGCAGCGUGCUAAGGAAUACAUUAAGAAGGCGGAAGAGGCCGAUAAGGCCCUGAAAAACAUCGAUCCAGCACUCUCAGGUAAGUUAACUCCGAACAUUCAAAUGCUGUUGCAGGCGACGACGACGUUUCAAGAGGCGGCGGGGAAUGAUGAUUUGAAGGCGAUGUACGAGAUGGCGCGGGAGAGGAUGGAGAAGGUGAGUGAGUAUAUCGGAGGCAGAUUUGAUGGAUGGAUUGGAGGGAUUAAGCAUUAUUUGACAAGCGAGAUUUCGAAGUUGAGUGGGAAACUCGAUAUUUUUGAAAGAAGCGAUUUUAAUAAUUUAAAAACGUAUAUUAACUCCGACCUUCAGCAGGCGUUCCAGACGGUGAGCGAAGGGAUCGAUAGUCUUGAAAAAAGGUAUGGAAGUGAGAUUGUUGACAAUGCUUUACUGCUAAAGAAUGCAUCAACACAAUUUUCUGAUCGAAUUUCGACAACUCAAAAAGCAAUCGACAAAGCGAUUAAGGAAGUAGAAGAAGACAUCGAGAAGUUUAAAGAGCUCUCGAAAAUUGAAGAAAUUAAAAAGGACAAAAGCAGCAAUGUUACGGCAAAAUUACUGAAAGCAAUCGGCGGUACUGAAGACCCUUUUAAAUCUAUUAAAGAUUAUUUUGGCAAACUUGACACCGAUGUCAUGACGCCUGUAAAGGAGGCCAUAGAGAAGAUUGCAACCGGGUUAGGAAAUCUUGUUAAGGUCGGCAGAGAUGAGAUGGAGAGUGCAUUUUCAAGUGUUAAAGAGGAACUUAGAAAGAAAAUUCAAGAUGUGCAGAAAUUUGUUAAUGGUACACUUCCAUCCACCGAAUUAAAUGCUCUUAACACACUUCUCGGUGUUGACAUAAAGGCGCCCGAUCUCAAAAGGUAUGACUCCCACGUUCAACGUGUAGCAAAAAAACUCAAUGGAGGUAGUGAAAAAUUGGAAAAAGGAGAUAUUAAGAAUCUCCUCAACGUCUUACGGGAAGUUGCUCAUACUGCAUCCCAGCACUCCCACCAGGUUGUUGGGGCGGUCAUGAAUAAGAUUCAAUCGAAGGUUACUGAGGAUAUUAAAGCCGCCGCGGAGGCAUUAAAAAUAAAAGUGGAGAAACUUAAGGAGGGUGUAAAUUACAGUAAUGAAUUCGAUAUUGAGUACAGCACGAAGAAUUCAGCCCAAGGCCUCAAGAAGCUCAUGGGUGAUUAUGAAAAUAAUAUUAAGAAUAUGAUUAAAACACUGAAUGAUAAGGUUGGCACGAACGGACAUUCCGCAGAAAAAAGUAUCUACAAGGAUCUGAAAACGCUGCAAGAGAAUAUUGCACAGCUUGACGAACGGAUUAUCACGGCUAAGCAGAAUGUCCAAACAGUUCAAACUGAGCUCAUUGGUUGCAUCGAUCAAGCCGGUAAACUCCUCAAAGAAGCACCCAAAGAAGCUGAAAGAAUCAUGAACAAACUCUGUCAAGACGUAAAUGACCAAAUUACAAACGCCUUCACCGACCUCCAAACCCAAGCCAAAUCCCUCUACACCUCCCGCAAGACAAAGGAAGUCGCAGCCCUGCAGAAGAUCGUUGGGGAGCAGUUUGAAGAAACUAAAAACACAAUAAAUAGAGAUAAGUUCAUGGGUAUAAAGGGAUUACUGAAGAGAAUGAAGGAGAAUGAGAGCAAUUUUGUAAAGAUGGCAACGGUUCUAAAUCCGCUGGAGGGAGACCAUUUCAAAAAAAUGGCCUCACUUGUCGAGAGUUUAAUGGACUCUCUUCUGGAAUACACUGAAAACCAAGCAAAGACGCCGAUUACUGGUCAUCCUUUAAAAGGACUGGGAAACUUCCAAUCUAACAAUGUUUGUGAUAUUCAGAAGAGAUUUGUCACAUUGCUUGACUAUCUUAAAAACCACAAUAAUAUUACUAAUUUAGAUCAGUCCAUUAAAAAACGUAUUUACAUAUUUGACGAUGUCUCCACCAGAUACCUUACCGAAUUGAAUGACUCCAUCUCCGCCCUCUCCCCCUCCCACUUCCACGGCUUCCACAACCCGCUGCUCCUCGACGCCUUCAAGGCCGGCAUGGGCAAUUUCACCCAGCAACUCGGACACGCGUACGUAAACAAGUAUAGCGGGAAAACGUUUGGUCCUUUGACAAAAAAAGAAAAGGUGGCUGACCCUUCGAAACAAAAAUCCGACGCCGCUACCACAACUGAGAUAGAUGUCCUCUCCACCGAGGGCCGCAACUGCGCCAAGGUCUGCCUGACCAUACUGGAGGAGUUUUAUGCAGACUUCAAUACGUUGAAAGCGCACUGUUAUACUAAAGGUGGUUGGACACAAUUACAAAUUAACACUUACGAGAAGAAUUCACUUGGUGACUUCUUCCAUAAAAGAGGAUACGAAGUCAACUCCGAGAAAGGCAAGCAGGCUGGCGAGUUGCAAGAUAAAGAUACCAAGAAGGGCACGCAUAUUAGUAGUGAUCUUCUUAUCAAGAAAAUUACCGAUGGUUCCACAUUUCCGAUUAUACAGGCGUGGAGGAAAACAAAAUAUCCAACCGUUACAAAUAGCACCGAGAUAUCUCUGUUCGACUUUGUUGACUUCAUACGCGAACUUCUUCGAAAGUACUACCAAGUAUGCCAACUUGAACAUCAUUCGUCAACUAAGGCCCCCUCAAAUAUCUAUCAGAUGCUGUGUUGGCUUUCUGGGUUCUACUUUAAUCCGAUGUACGAGAAGGUGAAGGAACAAUUUAAUGGACUUUUUGAUAAGGAUAUCAAGCAGUUAGCUGUUGUCGUACCAGACAGAGAGAAACACACAAAAACUGAAAAUCUUAAAGCUAGUGAUUUACACACUCCACUCCAACAAGUUUGUUUGCGCUCGCAACUUACACUAACCGCCAUCCUAGGUCACGGCCAUCCUGAUGGCCGUUACGCCUGCGAUUUCCGCACAAACAUCGAUAAUUUAUUGUAUCCAUAUGCUCCAUCACAGUGUUUAGACAUGCUUGUAGAUAUUUUGAAGAGAGUGUGUCAACAAACAUACUUCCUAUACCUACAAUGUAACAACAGCCGUAUUAGAGGCGGGUGGGCUGACUGCCACUAUGGCAGAUAUGUGGGUGGUUCAUCAUGGGACUGUAAUGAGAGACAGUGUCCCAACGAACAGUGUAACCUAAGACCUAACCAACGUGCUGACCAAAGUGCUAACCAAGGUACUAACCAAAAGUGUAACCAACAUCCCAAAUGCGGUGUUAAAUCACCCCUUCAGUCCUUCCUGGAGGACGGCCUUCCAGGUUUCCUACCGCAUACAUUUACCACACCUGGCUGUAAGCUGACAUGUUCCCUAGGCAAUCACUUUGGUAAACCAUGUCUUACUCCCAUGGGUUUUGCAGAUAUUGGUAUUGUAGCCUCUCAUACACAGAAAGGUGCAUUCUAA
Molecule: messenger RNA, 8982 nt
Organism: Babesia ovata
Lineage: Eukaryota; Apicomplexa; Aconoidasida; Piroplasmida; Babesiidae
Exons: 4
Coding region: 1-8982 (2993 amino acids)
Source: RefSeq, a predicted model, not a curated record